This is a messenger RNA of Amaranthus tricolor (Joseph's coat), 3866 nucleotides long. Its product is annotated as probable BOI-related E3 ubiquitin-protein ligase 2. Bases 2247 to 3248 code for a protein of 333 amino acids. The record is from RefSeq and is a predicted model, not a curated record. Lineage: Eukaryota; Viridiplantae; Streptophyta; Magnoliopsida; Caryophyllales; Amaranthaceae. Gene Ontology annotation, molecular function: ubiquitin-protein transferase activity. The transcript has 3 exons.
AAACAGAAUAAAAACUAGCUUUUACAUGAAAGCUAUGCGUUUGCGUAAAAGCAGUACCAUCACCCAAACCAGAUUUGCACACAACACAAACACAAUUGCACCACAAGCACGAGCACUUGCACCACCCCACCCCCAAUUAUUCUCUUUCCCGUCUCUCUCUAUAAUCACAUUAAAAUACCCACUAAUCAAUUUCCCCCCUCUUUCUUUUCUUUUCUUUUCUUUUCUUUUUCCUCCCUGAUUUUGUCUUCUUAUUGCUGUUAAUCCCCUUUCUUGUUUCAUUUUUGGGUACUUAAGUUAUAUACUCCAUAUCUCAAGCUUGUAAUUGGCAUUUCACUAAUCUAAUUGAUUAAGUUUACCUUCAAUCUUGUUGUACAUAAAUUACCCACAAUUUAUUUUUUGAGGUUUGUUUUAUUUCACCUCAUCUUCCCUCUUUUUUCCCGAUUCUCAUUUAUUUUAAAAAUGGGUAAAGAUGAGAACUUUCUAGGAAGAAGUUUAUAGAGUUUUCUUUUUGAUGGAUUUUGUACUAAUCAAGUUGAUUUUGAAAUGCCAGGAUCUGUUCUUGUGUGUAGGUGAAUUUUGAGAAGAAUUUUGAUAGGUAGCAUAGCAAAUUUUAUCUAUCUAUUUUUUUUUGCUAAAUAAAGAUUCCAUCUUGAUUUUUGAUGUAUGUGGAUGAUGCCUUUUUACAAGUUUUGAUCUUUUUGAUGGUCUUGAUGAAGUAGUUUAUUCAAGAUUUUUGUAAUUGCUUCAAGGAAUCUAGGGAUUUUCUGUUUCUUUUUUUUGGGGGGUUUUCUUAUGUUGAAUAGGGAAAUCAAUUUUUUUGUUGACCAACAAAAUAAGGGAUUUCUGUUGCCUUUGUUUUUGGGUUUUCUUUGAUUUUGGUUGUUGCUUCAUUUUCAUACUUGAUGUAAGUUAUACUAUGUUAAUAAAUUAGGGGAUUAAAUGGGGUUUUUCAAAUGUUUUUACAUCUGUUUGUCUUAUGUGUUGAGUUCAUGCAUUUGUGUUUGUUUUUCCUGUUAAAUGUUGAUAGUUCAUCUGUUCAUUUAUUAUUUAAUUCUGAUUCAAGAAGUGGCUCUUUUCAAUUUUUACCUUCCAUUGGUGCUUAAUAUUUUACAACAUUAAAUUUUAAGUUUGUGGUAUAAUUGGGUAAGGUUGGAGGAUUUGUAGGAGGCUAGGUUGUACAGAGUUAGAUACGGUGAUGAAAUUGGUUAUGUGAACAUGGACAUUAUGAGACGGAUCUAUAAAUCAUAAGCUAUGUUACUUGGACUUGAGUAUUGAUGCUGGAUAUUGGUACGUGUCCAAAUGUUGGAUACGUCUAAAUAUUCAAUUUUAUGUCUGAAAUGAAGUGUCUAAGUGUCAUACUAAUGUCUGAGUAUUAAGGAUAUGUGAAGUAAAAUGAGAGUUCGAGUAACAUAGACAUAAGAGUGAGUGUGGAUUGUGGAACACAAUCAAAUGAAGUAACCCCCCGAUUUGGGGGCAUAUUGGGUGCUAGGAUAGCUAUCAAGCGAAUCAUCGUACAUGGUGGAAAUCUACAAUACCAUCUGGUUGGUAUUGGAGUUUAAUUUUCUGGUUGGUGGUGCUUAUGUGUAGGGGUUUUGGCUGCUAUAGAAUUUCAGUGUUUUACUUAGUUUUACUUAAAAGCGUCUAAGCUAGUUUUAUAACACCUUAUUGAUGUAAGUUUUCAUUUCAUUGAUGUUUGCUGCUGAUUCGAUGUUGAGUUAUCUAAAAUUACCUGAUGACACUGGUUUCUUUUCCCAUUUUCUAUUCGAUGUGGAUGGUGGAUUUUUGAGGUUUUCGGAGGAUUAUGAAUGGGUUUUUAUUCUUGAAUGGAUUUUUGAGUUAUGUAAAAUUGCCGCUGUAAAUUGUUAAGUUGAUUUAGAUUUAUCAUCAAUGUAAGCUUACAAUCAGGGUGCACACACUCCGAGGGGCUCCAAAAAUCCAUAAAGUGUGCACAUUAUCUUCAAUUUUGUGGGAUAAACCAUCGCAAUAUAAACAUUUUGUGUUAAAGGUUGAAGAGCAGAAUAAAUCAUUAUACAACAUAGAUUUUGAAAAUAACUUAUUGGAUUUGAUCACUUGAUGGUAUUUUGGAAGCUUAUUUCAAAAAUGAUGAUAAUACUAAUCUUGGUUUUUUUGCUGAUAAGAGCGUUGAUAUAAUGAUAUUCAAAAUUUUCAGGGGUGACUUAUCUGAACCAUCGUGUAACGAAGAAGUUUGUAAAGUGCGCUGAAGUUUCUUUCUUUAUAUAAUCAAAAUGUUUGGCGGUAACAACAAUCAUGCACUUCCUAUGUUUUUAGAUGAUAAUCAGUUUCAGCUUAAUACUAAUGCACCAAACCAACAACUUCAGCUUUUUGGUAACUUACCUAUGGGAUGUACAGUUGAACACCCUGUAAAUUAUUUUGGAAAUGAGCACAAUUCAUCUAUUCUUCGGCCUAACAAACGUAGUAGAGAGGCUGAAGAUCUUUCGAGGCAACAAAAACUCCAGAUUUCUUUGAAUUAUAAUGAAGUUGAUCGUUCAGCAAGCAUUCCCAACCACAAUCCCGUAUCCACAGGGCUUAGGCUCUCAUAUGACGACGAUGAACACAACUCAUCCGUCACAUCUGCUAGCGGAAGUAUGACAGUGACUCCCUCCAUCCUCAUGUCGCUUGGCGACAAUAUCAGGAGUGAGCUUGAACGGCAGAAAGAAGAAUUUGAUCAGUAUAUCAAAAUACAGCAAGAGCAGUUGGCAAAGGGUGUUCGAGACAUGAAGCAAAGACACAUGGUUUCAUUCAUAAACACCAUAGAAGAUGGCAUUAGUAAGAAACUUCGAGAAAAGGAUACGGAGUUGGAAAUUAUUAACCGCAAGAACAGGGAACUUAUGGAACGAGUAAAGCAGGUGUCCACAGAAGCACAAAACUGGCAUUACCGAGCAAAGUACAGCGAGUCCGUGGUUAAUAUCCUUAAAAACAACCUUCAGAACGCGAUUUCUCAAGGAGCGGAUCAAGGUAAGGAAGGAUUUGGUGAUAGUGAGGUUGAUGAUGCAACUUCUUACAUCGAUCCAAUAAAUUACCUCACGGUAGGAGGAGGUCGAGGGAAAUCUUUUGCGGGUCCCAGCUCAGAGCAUUUGACCUGCAGAGCAUGCCAGUCUCGCGAGGUGUCGAUUUUGCUGAUGCCAUGUAGGCACCUUUGUGUGUGUAAGGAAUGUGACGGGUUCAUUAAUGUCUGUCCGGUCUGCAAUAUCCCGAAAAGUUCUAGUGUGGAAGUGUACUUGUCUUGACAUCGUGCGAUGAUAUUAUGGAGAUUUUCCGUAUGUAGUUUUGAAAUGUAUACUAGAUAAGAUACCAAUUGUUGGUGGAAAUGAGAUUUGUCGCUCAAUCAUCUGCAUUUGAGACUGGGUUGUUGAUGAAUGCAAAACAGACCUGAAAAAUGUGCACAUAAAACUGCUUGUUUAACCCACUGGAAGGGAAGGUAAGGGACUAAGGCAUUUAACAAUUAUUUGUGGUUUGUGCAUUUUUACUCUGUUGUUUAAGGCAUUUUCUUUUGUAGGUUAUGCUGUUUUGCAGUUACUACAGUUAAAGCGUGCAUUUUAUGACCUUAACUUUUCUUGGAUGGUGUCCGUUCUCAAGAGCUAAAGGUUUUUAGUUCUUUAGUUCGAGGUUACAAUGAAAGAACAACCCGUACCGUUGUACGAUGAGACGGCGUCAAAACAAGAAUCUCAUAAGCUAAAUGUUUUUAUUAUUGGGCUAUUUAACCUAAGUAUGAACAUGUCUCACGGUGAGACUAUAUCAUACAAAAAUUUGUGAUGAAAAAAAUCAUAAAACUGCGUACAAUAUCUCUUAGGGCCGGAUGUUAGUAAUCUUAGCCUUGUAGUAAUAAAGAGUUUAUUUUCGAUCAA